Phaedon cochleariae (mustard beetle) is the source of this 4902-nucleotide messenger RNA. The record is from the annotation of a GenBank genome assembly. NCBI's taxonomy places the organism in Eukaryota, Metazoa, Arthropoda, Insecta, Coleoptera, Chrysomelidae.
AGUUUUUUCCACAUGUGAGGAUUUAGUUGACAUUAUUCUCGAUUCUAGAAAUACGAUUUUCUCGUGCAACAGAUGAAUUAGUUGUUAGUUGUCGGCGAUUAUCACGCUUUUAUCCGCUAUUGCCUGUUUGAGCAGUUUAUUUUCUUCUUUAAGGGCACACCAAAACGUAAAUUUCAGGCCUAGGCAUACAAAUAACUACUGUACACUUCAAGGGUCCACCAACCCCACAGCAUCAGAUGGCACCCCCUCGUCAACAGCAAAUGGCACCCCCACCUCAACAGCACGUAGCUUCCACCCCACAACAACAAGGUCCUUGGGGAGCUCGGGGGGCUCAACCCCAGCAGCAAAUGGUACCCCCGCCUCAACAGCAAGUGCCUCCCACCCCACAACAACAAAUGGGAUACCAUCCACAACAGCAAAUGGGAUACCCACCACAACAGCAAAUGGGAUACCAUCCACAACAGCAAAUGGGAUACCCACCACAACAGCAAAUGGGAUACCCGCCACAACAACAAAUGGGAUACUCGCCACAACAUCAACAGAGGGGACCUACUCCACAGCAACAGAGAGGACCUUCUCCACAGCAACAGAGGGGGCCUGCUCCCCAUCAACAGAGGGGGCCUGCUCCACAGCAACAGAGGGGGCCUGCUCCCCAGCAACAGAGGGGGCCUGCUCCACAGCAACAGAGGGGGCCUGCUCCCCAGCAACAAAGAGGACCUUAUCCACAGCAACAAGGGGGACCUGCCUUACAACAACAAUUUGGUCCUGCUCCCCAACAACAAAGGGAUCCCCAACAAGUUCCUGGGCCUGUAUCAUAUGGUGCUGAAGCUCAGGCUGUGGUGCAACAGCCUCAAAGGGGCCCCCAAAAGCCUGAGGGAUCUCGCCCAGGAAGCUCUGGGGACCAGCAAGAGAAGAAACAGCCCCAAAGGGGUACACCAAAGAAAGAUCCCUUGCCGACCAAGCAACUAGCAAAAGUCCAAAUUUCCGAGAGCUCCGACACCCUGAAAUACAGAGAUGUGGUACCGGGCACUGAGGGGCGCCGCAUCAAAAUCGAAACGAACCACUUGGGCUUGUCCUUGGGCAACAUCGAGAUAGCCUACCACUACGACGUCAACCUCGUACCGGACACUCCGAAGAAGUACUUGCGGCAGGUGAUGGAGCUGUUCCGCCAGCAGAAGUUCCCGAAGAGAUAUCCGGCCUUCGACGGCAGGAAGAACUUGUAUAGUUCAUCGCCGUUGCCGAUAGAUGGGACUAUGUCGGCGACGAUCGUGUAUAGGGAGCUAGACGGUAGGGACAAGGAGUACAAAGUGGAAGUCAAGUUCGCCAACGAGGUGGACAUGAGAGGGUUGAGAGGCAAAGGCCAGCGUGGAGAGACCCCUCGAGAAGCCCUGCAGGUGGUGGACAUAGUGCUGCGCAGCGCUCCAGCGCUGUCUCUGACCGCCGUCGGCCGCAGUUUCUUCCACAGGCCGGAGCAGAUCAUCGAGCUGGGCGAAGGGAUGGAGAUGUACAAUGGAUUCUACCAGUCGGCCAUCAGAGGUUGGAAACCAUUCCUAAAUGUCGACGUAGCCCACAAGGCGUUCCCCAAGAGUAUGAACGUUAUGGAUGCCUUAGUCGAUCUGUUCGCAUCAGACUAUCGCCCGGUUUCUAGGGAAGACUUAGCCAGAGGACUGGAAAGAUUCCAGCUCGAAAAAUUCGAGAAGUUCAUAAAGACGCUGAAAGUCACCUACGAGAUCCCCAACGCAGGAGCAACCAGAAGGUCGUACAGAGUGAAUGGGGUGGGAGAGCCGGCAGCCGUCAAAAAAUUCCGACCGAAUGACGGACCAGAAGUUACAAUCGAAAAAUACUUCGCCGACAAAUAUAGAGUCAGGCUCAGGUACCCCAAAUUACCAACUCUUUGGGUAGGAAACAAAGAACGCAGAGAUAAAAUGCUCUUGCCUUUGGAGUUCUGUACUAUAGAGGAGAACCAAGCGGUCAAUAGGAAAAUGACCGAAAACCAGACAAGAGAAAUGAUAAGACACACCGCUACCAAUACGACUGUUCGCAAAGAUAAAAUAAUGAGGGCUUUGGGUCAGGCGAGGUAUAACGACAAUGCGACCGUCAGAGAAUUCGGCUUUUCCGUCGCCAGCGAGUUCGAGAAACUCGAAGCCAGAGUUCUGAAACCGCCAGAUUUGGGCUACGGAGGAAACAGGAAGGUCUCCGUGGCCAAAGGGAUUUGGAGAGGCGACCGUUUCGUCUCCGGGGCAGUGAUAAACAAGUGGACGGUCGUGUGUGCUGACAGGGCGCCUAGAGGAGACGAGUUGGGCAACUUCGCGAACAUGGUUGUUAGACAUGCCAGGGAUUGUGGAAUGACAUUCACAACUGAUGCUGAAAAACCAUUGCAGAUAAUUGGCAACAGACAAAAUGACAUCAAGUCCUUUUUUCAAAGAAGCAAAGGCAAGUACGACGUUAUAUUUGUCGUGGUACCUAACAGCGGUCCCACAUACUCUCAUGUCAAGAGCGCCGCCGAAAUCAACACCGGCUGUCUCACACAGUGCUUAAAAAUGAUCACUCUGAGUCGCAAAAUGAACCAGCAGACCGUCAUGAACAUCCUGCUGAAAGUGAACGCGAAGCUCAACGGCCUCAAUCACGUGCUGCUCACCCGGCCGCCCAUCCUGAACAGGCCGUGCAUGAUCAUGGGGGCGGACGUCACCCAUCCGAGCCCCGAUUCGCAGAAUAUACCGAGUGUUGCCGCGGUGACGGCCAGCCACGAGCCGAAGGCGUUCAAGUACAAUAUUUGCUGGCGGCUGCAGCCGCCCAGGGUGGAGAUUAUUGAGGAUUUGCAGGCCAUCGUCGAGGAGCAGCUCAUGUUCUUCUACAAAUCGAACAAUCAAAGGAAACCCGAGAGAAUUGUGUUCUUCAGAGAUGGGGUCUCAGAGGGGCAAUUCGAGCAAGUGAUCCAUUCCGAGAUCAGAGCGAUCAGAGCCGCAUGCAAAAAAAUCCAGGCCGACGGUUACGAGCCGGCUAUAACGUUCCUUGUUGUGCAGAAGAGACAUCACACGAGACUGUUUCCCCUGAAUCGUGGAGAUUCGGAGGACAAGAAUAUGAAUGUACCAGCAGGUACGUGCGUGGACAAGGACAUAACCCACCCGUUCCUGCAAGACUUCUAUUUGGUGUCGCACGCCAGCAUCCAAGGCGUGGCCAAGCCGACCAAAUACUGCACUCUGUGGGACGACAACAAUAUGUCCAACGACGAUGUGGAGGCGUUGGCCUACCACUUGUGUCACAUGUUCACGCGAUGCAACCGAUCGGUGAGCUACCCCGCGCCCACCUACUAUGCGCAUUUGGCCGCUGCCAGAGCGAAGGUCUACAUCGAGAACGAGAAUCUGGAUAUGAAUAAUUUGAACAGGGAGCGCCAGCGGUUCCUCAUACAGGACGUGAUUCGCAAGGAUCUGCCCAUGUUUUUCGUGUAAAUGAUCGAGGCACGUUUUUUACUAUUGACCGAGGGGUAAACCACGGUGGAAUUCUGGUGUACUAGGUGGGCAAAAUUGGGCGUUUUCACAGGCUAUCUCAAUAAAUAAAGGAGUCAUCGAAAAACCGAUAUAAAUGUUACGGGUUCGAUUUUAGGGAUACCCAAAAUGGCACAUUCGGAAUUUUGAUAUCUUCAUUCGUUUCAGAGAUACAGGGGGAAAUUGAAAAAUUGCCCCGUAAAUUUUGGCACAGUUAGAUAGUCCCAGGCGUUCCAAUUUCAAAUAUAUAUACAUCUCUACCUUUUUCUCUCACAAUUUCAGAAAUAUUCGCAAAAAUAUUUUCACUGUGUCAUGGUUACACCUCCGUAUUUUCCGCAAUAAUCAUUGAGGUUGGAUUCAUAAAUUCGCAACUGUGAGAGAGAUGCCAAUGAAUAUAUUUUUGUGAAUAUUUCUGAAGUUGUGAAAGAAAAAGGUAGACUUAUAUGCAUACUUGAAGUUGAAACGCCUGGGACUAUCUAACUGUGCCAAAAUAUACGGAGUGUUCCAUGAGAAAAAAUAUAAUUGGAUGCCGUAUCUUUUCAAUGUCACCCUACAUAAAAUUUCUAAUGGUGCCAAUGAAUUAUUCGCGUCAUAGUAUAUAAAUAAACUUUCGCAAAUUCUCAAUAUUCCUCACCAUGAAGAACUCCUAAAAUAAAAACGAAAUCGACUAUUUUUCAAUUUCCCCCUGUAUCUCUGAAACGAAUGAAAAUAUCAAAAUUCCGAAUGCGCCAUUAUAGGUUUCUUCAAAAUCGAACCCGUAACAUGUUUAUCGGUUUUUUGAUAACUCCUUUAGUUAUUGAGAUAGCCCGUGAAAACGCCGAAUUUUGCCCACCCUGUACAAACAACUGGAAUUCCUUGGAAUUCUUUAGAAUUCCUUGGGUGAAAUGCGGAUUAUUCCUAGUCCACAAACAACUGGAAUUCCUUGGAAUUCCUUGGAUUUCCUUUGAAUUCCUUGGAUUUUCUUGUAAUUCCUUGGAUUUCCUUGGAAUUUCUUGAAUUUCCUUGAAAUUCCUUGGAUUUCCUUGGAACUCCCUGGAAUUCCUUGGAGUUUCUUGGAAUUUCUUUGGAGUUUCUUGGAAUUCCUUGUGUGAAGUAAGGUAUAAUUCUGGUGUACAAACAACUGGAAUUCCUUAUGAAAUUGAAGUUUAAUUUUGAUCGCGGUAUACCCCUUGCUAUUGACUAAUUUUGUUUGUUUACUAAUUCAUGGAUCAUUUAUCCUUCAACUUGAUCUUCUGAACUUUUUAUGUUCCCAUAGGCAUUGAAAACUGCUUUUACGCUUUUGACAUUAUCAUUUAAGAAUUUUUAGACCAAUCAGAAUGGCAGUUGACUCGAAAAAUAUCCUUUUAGCAGAUGAAGGGAACUGUCCACAUCAUAACGUGGCUCUUAAUAAAUGAAAAAAAACCUCACAAACGAUAAG